This is a messenger RNA of Striga asiatica, 456 nucleotides long. NCBI's taxonomy places the organism in Eukaryota, Viridiplantae, Streptophyta, Magnoliopsida, Lamiales, Orobanchaceae. The record is from the annotation of a GenBank genome assembly.
AUGAGGGGGAGAGGAUAUUGGGUCGUUGGCAGACAGGAAGAUAAAGUCAAUGAGCUAUCUCAAGCAGAUGCUACACCUACACCUAAGCCAACCCCUCCCCCGAAGCCCAAGGUGAGCACCAGCUUCUCAGAUGUGUUAGCCUUCAGUGGGCCGGGCCCAGAAAGGAUUAAUGGACGGCUGGCGAUGAUUGGGUUUGUGGCGGCUAUUGGGGUUGAGCUGGCUAAUGGCCAAGAUAUUUUCUCACAGGUUCAGAAUGGUGGGGUCCAGUGGUUCUUGGGUACGACUGUCUUGCUGUCACUUGCAUCUUUGAUUCCGAUGUUUAGAGGUGUGACGGCUGAGUCGAAAUCUGGGGAUUUGAUGACAUCAGAUGCCGAGCUUUGGAAUGGGAGGUUAGCUAUGCUUGGUCUUGUGGCAUUGGCCUUCACUGAGUUUGUGAAAGGCAGUGCUCUUGUGUGA